CUUCAGUUUAUCGGUUCAGCCGCACCAAAGCCGAUGGAUCGAUCGAUGCCGAAUACCGAUCCAAAUUCCGAUUUCUCGGUGUUGCGACUCGGAACGCGAUAGGUUUCUAUAGGGUGAGCUUUUCCCGCCAUCAGAGAGAACAAAAUUUGGGUGAAAAGUGGUCGCUGAGUCCAAUCUAGUUAUCUUCUUCUUUCUUCUUCCAUUUCGGAGACAGUGAGAUCCUCAGUCCUCAAAAUCUCUCUGCUCGUCUUCUAAGAUCGAUCUGAAGAAGGAUUUUUCUCAUAAUCCUCAACUCUCCUAUGUGUUUCCUUUCCCGUUUGAUAUCUUCUGGUCUACUGUUUGUCAGUCUCUGUGCUCUUUUUUCUGUUUUGUCUUCCCCGAUAAUUCAAAAUCCUAUUCAAGAAUCAAAUCCGUGAGCAAUUGAGCAUGGGAGAUGUGAAGAGCUGGAUUGUAACCUAUACGAAGCAUAUCAAGCAGAAGAGGAAAGUGUAUCAAGACGGUGUUUUAGAGAUUCACGGCUCCACCAACAAGGUUAUGCUUUUUGAUGAUAGUGGGAAACUCCUAGAAUGUAGACUGAUGAAGGAGGAAGUUAUUGGAUCUGGUGAAACACUGGCAUUUGAUUCCUAUCUUGUUGACAUUGGUGAUCCCAAAGGAAGCCAUGAGCAUUUUACAAACUUAAAUACUCAAGAAAGGAAACCAAAUGGAACCAAUAGGAUAUUCCAUGGACAGAAGGCCAGAAACAUUCUUACCUUUUCUGAAAAGAGGACUGAUGUUGGAAAUACUGGAGCCGCACAAGAUUGUCCGAAUGUGACAAAAAACAUUACCAGAGAGUACAAAAAGAGCGAAUUGGAGUUUAACGCACCAAAAAGUCAUCAAAACACCACAAAGACCACUGUGACAGAAUGGCAUGCCCUGUACACUACACAGACAACAAAAAAAGCUAAGAAGUAUCAUGAUGGAUUCCUGCGGCUUUCUAUUUGUGGUUCCCAAGGGAGGCAGGUUAUGCUAUAUGAUGAAAGCAGGAAACUCUUAGAUACUAGGUUCUUGAAGAAGGAUGAAGUGAUAGGACCUGGUGAAACACUAGCAUUUGAUGCCCAUCUGGUGGACGUUGGAGAUCCAGAAGGAAAUCAUAGUCCUCUAAAGGAUCUCAAUUUUAAAGGAGAAGAUACCAAAGUGAUUGAAAAGACCAGAACAGCACAUGAACAAAAGGCUAGAUAUUGUUCUUCUGUUGAGAAUGGGAACAAGGAACUGAAGAACUCGGGAUCACUACAAAGUCAUGCUAAUCCUGCACAAACCUCCGUGAAAGAGUGGAAUGCCUUGUACACCACACAAAUAACUCAAAAAGCCAAGAAAUUCCAUGAUGGAAUCCUUCAGCUUACUUUUUGCAAUCCCCGUGGGAAGCAGGUUAUUUUGCUGGAUGAGGAUGGAACAAAGCUGAGUAAUAAGUACAUUAAAUUCUCAGAAGAUGUGAUAACUGGAAGUGUUCUUGAAGUAACAAAUUACCUGGUUGAGAUUGGUGAACCACGGCAACUUCAGGGAGGAAAAUCCCAAGAGAAUGCUUCUUCAAGGGAAGGCAUAAGUUCGAAUUCCAGCAACUACAUUGCUAAUAAUCUUGGAGUCUCUAGAAGCACACGAUUACCUGAUGGAAAAUCCCAAAAGAAUGCUUCUUCAGGGGAAGGCGUAUGUUCGAAUUCCAGCAACUACAUUGCUAAUAAUCUUGGGGUCUCUAGCAGCACACGAUUACAUGAUGGAAAAUCCCAAAAGAAUGCUUCUUCAGGGGAAGGUGUACGUUCAAAUUCUAGCACCUACAUUGAUGAUAACCUUGGGUCCUCUAGAAGUACACAAUUACGUGAUGCCAAGCAGAUCAUGUCCAUUCUCAAGAAGCCAAUGGCUCAGGAGAGUUUAGUGCAUGCCAGAAAUGUACCAGUGGAGCAGUCUCAUUCUUCACAUCCUUCAUACUUGGUUCAAUCUGGCGCUCAGGAUCAACCACCAGCUGGAUGUUCCCAUGGGUCAAAGUUUUUUGAGAGAAAUGAAUCUGAUGAUCAUGAAUAUGAUCCUAAAAAUUUGAAUGGAGCAAGAACUGCUUCCUUUAAUACCUGCAGAAGUGGUAGCUUAGAAUCCAAAGAGGCUCAGGAUGAUCUUGUGGUUGACAUCACCAAUUUGAUGGAUCAUAACCACAGGAUAUCCACCUUUGAUUGCUCCCUCAGAGCAGCAGCACCCAACAUUUCACCCAAGCCUGAUUUGGGGUACACUGAUAAGAGAACGGUCAAAACAGCUCAAUCCAUUGCAGAGCCUCAAGCUUCAGAUGUUAUUGUACUGAAUUUGCCUGAAGAUACCCUACCAUCAGAAUUCAGUGGCCCUAGAAGUCAAGUCCCCAAGGAUAUCAAUGUUACGUCGAACCAGCAUCUGGACAGCAUCAGGAUUGGCACCCAAUGGGGCAAGAAAACUUCUUUGAUGGGCUUGUCCAAUAGCUUGACUGGUUCAGCUUCAUUCUUCUCAACUGAUGAUGAAAGAGAGAGUUCCGAGGUCCAGAACAUACCCAAGCAAAUUGUGGACAUUGGUGAGCUCCCAAGUUUUGAUCUUGGAAUAUAAAAAUGGCCUUGAUAUGCAUACAUAUAGAAUGGAGUCAUCAUGAUAACCAAAUGUCAUUAAUGUCUAUGGGAUUAUAUCGAUGUUUAUAAAGGCAUGGAUCAGACUUCUUGGCA
Macadamia integrifolia is the source of this 2705-nucleotide messenger RNA. RefSeq lists its product as uncharacterized. The transcript is spliced from 16 exons. Gene Ontology annotation, biological process: double-strand break repair. NCBI's taxonomy places the organism in Eukaryota, Viridiplantae, Streptophyta, Magnoliopsida, Proteales, Proteaceae. Gene Ontology annotation, cellular component: site of double-strand break; nucleus. The record is from RefSeq and is a predicted model, not a curated record. The coding region runs from base 427 to 2592 and encodes 721 amino acids.